UUGCAAGAUUUCAAAAUGGCGGCUGCCACUCGCGAUUCUUCCCGAUUUGCCGGUGUUAAAACCUUUAGCGAGAAGUUCUCUCAGCCAGAAGUAGAUGCAGAAGGAAGAGUUAGAAAGGUUGGUUCUCAUCCAAUUAACUUUUCGGGUUAAUCCUGUUGAAAAUACUCACCGAAUUUUGGUAAGGAAAGUAGGUGUUGUUUCGUGGAAUUUCCGGUUGCAAUAUGAUGUAAACACUGUAGUCAGUGAAACGCCCACUCGUUUGAUAAUAACAUGUAAAUUUUUCUAAUGACAGCGAACGGAUGCAGCGACUGUUUUCUCCCAUUUGCGGCGGAAAAUGUUGAAUAAAUUGUAUGUGAAUGGAGGCGGUAUGAUUGGGCAUGUUACAAUCAUAUCAGUGAUCCCAUUACCACAUGGAGAUUUUUUUCCAAAGCCUGUACCACUUUUGUGAUUGUGGAACCCUCUACGCUGAAUGAAGUAAAAUUGUACCUAGAGCAAACUCGCUCAUCGAUAGUAAGGAGUAGGAGGGGGGAGGGGGAGGGGGGUGUGUUUCCUUGUCCUAACUUCUCUUGUCACAUUACACCCACCCCCAUAUCAUCACAGAGCAUCAACAAGUAGUAUAAUUUUUUAGAAGCCCAAGCUACAAUAAAUAACCUCCUUUCCAACUUAAACGUCCAAACCACCCCCAUAUCAUCAUGGAGUAUCAACAAGUAGCAUAAUUUUUUUAGAAGCCUAAGCUACAAUAAAUAACCUCCCAACUUAAACAUCCAAACCACCCCCAUAUCAUCAUUGAGCAUCAACAAGUAGCAUAAUUUUUUUAGAAGCCCAAGCUACAAUAAAUAACCUCCCUUCCAACUUAAACAUGAUGAAAAAUAUACCACUGGGAAAGCAGAGGAACAAAAUCCAUUAUAGCUAAUAAAAUGUUAGAAAAUUUGACCAAUCAGAGCCAUUCAAAAUGUAAAUUUGGCAUUUUCUGUAAUUUUUACCACAGAUCGAGACCAGAGAAGAUGAAGAACAAAAUGUUAAAAUGGCAGAAACUGUGGAACUCCUCCUGGCUGCAGGAUACUUCAGAGCAAGAAUCAAAGGGCUAUCACCAUUUGACAAGGUUGGCAAUAAGAGGCAGGGCUACAUCCUAGUGCCUCUGAUCAUCUAUCGGUAUUUCCUAUGUGGCUUUUAGUCUUCAUCGCAUCUCAAAUGCAAUGUUAUUAUAUCCAAGGUUGUUGGCGGCAUGACAUGGUGCAUAUCAGUCUGUGACUUUGACAUAGAUGUGGAUCUUCUUUUUCAAGAAAAUUCCACCAUUGGACAAAAGAUGUAAGUUUAAUAGCCAUUAAUUUUAUUUUCCACAACUAAUCUUCUUUUGUGGUAGAGAUUUUCUCAUGCCUCAAACAGGAGCAGUAGGUCAUCCCUUGAUGAUAGUUUUCUUUUUUCUCAUCUCUUUUAUGCUUGAAAAUGUGCUGACAACCAGCAUAUGGAAAGUGGGAUAAAUAAUACUGUUUUCAUCAUCAGUGACUUUCCCACUCUUCACCAUGACCUAAAGAUUGUCCCCAGAAAUGGUUGCUAGUUAUGAAUCAAGGUUAUUUUCCAUCAUGUUACAACAGCUGCAUGCUAUUGUUGACCUAUGCAGAGCCUUGACUGAGAAGAUUGUUGCUGUGCUUCCACGCAUGAAAUGUCCUCAUCGCCUUGAGCCCCAUCAAAUCCAAGGCUUGGAUUUCAUCCACAUUUUCCCAGUGAUACAGGUAACAGAUAAAAAAAUAUCCAGACCCAUGCAAGGGGGGAGGAGGGGGGGGGACAGUAAACUAUAUAUGGGAGAGGUGAACAAUUCUUAAAUUUCUAGAGGGGUGCCCAUAGAGGUGGAUUUAAACUAUAUAACUGAGUUGAGGUAUGGAUAUUUUCUAGCAAUCACUGCUACAUGUAUGCAGACUAUUAGGUUUGUUUUCUUAUAGCAAGAAGCCAACUAUUAUGUUUAUCAGUGAAAAGGUUUAAGCAGUAGGUGUUGUGUUUCUCAAAUUUUGUCAUUUAGCUUUACAUAGUAGGUAACAGGACUUUGUGUCGUCCAAUUUUGUCUGGAAUUGUGCUUUGGAAACUUACUGCAAUUUCUACUUAAAUGCCCAUAAAAAAGAAGUUGAUGUGUUGUUUUUCCCCAUCAGUGGCUGGUGAAGAAGGCAAUUGAAAGAAAAGAAGAAAUGGGUGACUACAUCAGAGAGUUUUCUGUGUCACAGUUCAACAAAUUUCACUCAACUCCACAGGUAUAGUCUACAGGGACACCAACUCCUUGAUUGGAUAUUUAAAACAAGCAGUACAUGAGUGUUGAUACUUAUAAUUGCUUCCUUCCAUCUUUUCGCUGUUUUUCUCUUUAGGACCUUGAAUUUAAUACAAAGAAGCCAAAGUGUAUAAAUGGAAUGAGGAGCCUCAAGGUUGGUUUCUUGCAUUGUUCAUCUAGGGCUUCCAGAUGAUAAUUCUUUUCUCCAUUUCUCAACUAGAGAUAACACCUUUUAUAUCUUAUUUUAUGUCCUAUUUAGGAUACAUACAAACCACGCAGAAGAUAUCGCAAACCAGAAUCCAUGGCACAAACUGAUGAAGAAACCCAGGUCAGGACGACACUUUUGGAGUAUGGCUGGUGAGUACAAACAAUUUACUUGUUGCAAAAAUAUUCUAUAUAAUUGCCGUGUCCUAUGAUAAAAUAAACUUGAUGGUAAAUUUCCUUUUUUUUUACUGUUUGAUUACAGGCAAUAUGGAUUCAGCAAGGAACAGAGAGAUAAGGCAAGUGAUUACAUCAAAAUGUACAUUUAUGUUAACCUUUAGCUCCCAGAAGUGAUUACCUUGUAACUUCUCCCAAUGAUAUCCACUUAUUAUCCAGCAUAAAGGUUAUGAGAAUACUCAAACUUAUCAUGUAGAACUUGUUAUCUUGAUCUAAUUCCAAAUUCUUACAACUAAUUUACAACAAAAUUUGUAGCAGCUGGAGGGGAGAAUCAACAAUCAGAUCUUGACAGUUAACAAUGCUAAGCAUGCUUGUUGUUAGAAUUUGGUAGAGUAUUAUUCUUCACAAGAAAGAAUUUUCAAACAAAAAUCACGUGGUGAUUUCCUCUAAAAGAAUUUUAUAUUUUUUUAUUAAUAUUCCCUAGGAGAAAGAACAGGCAGAGAAGAAAAAAGCUGCUGGAGCUUCAAUGCCAGGAAAAAUGAAGCCAGUGUCCUCUGGUGAAGAGGAUGAAUAUGUUGUUGAGCAGGUCAGUGAGACUACAACAUAGGAAAUGUGGAGAUCCAUGACACAGUGAAAAAUCUGUAAAGUAAAACUUUUAUGCAAUUUUUGUGCUAUUCAGUUAUAUUGCCAUCUCACUAAGUGUUGCAUUUCUCUCUAAUCACCUCUUAUGUUUCUACUUUUCUGAAUUGUUUAGCGGUAUUAUGGAAAAAUAAAAUUUGAAACCACUCUUUAUUACAGAAACGUCUGAAAUCAUUGCUGAAGGGAAUGUCUGUCAUGCAGGGGAAGGAGGUAUGGUUUGACCCCUUAUUGUAAACACUCUGCAAAUAUACUUCCUCUCCUCACUACCCUCUCUCUAAUAAGUCCUCCUGUUCUUACAGUUUUUCCAACAGCCCUCAAAAUCUGUAAAAUUGAUCGGUAAAAACCCCUUUAAAAGCCUAAUAAGCUCUCUUCUCUCCGAAAUCUUUCUCUUUAAUAAGCCAUCCCCUUUCUCUCUUGAGCACCUAUCUCUGUUAAGAAGUUUUGUCUAGAAUAUUUUUAAGAAGGCAGCCAUUAAAAAUAUACCAGCCAGCAAAGGUAAAACUUAUUUCUAGACAGGUAUUUUACUGCCUUGUAUUACUGAUUUAGGCGUCACUUCAGAAACAAGAAGGGAGUGGAAACACUGUCCAAAUCUCUUAUAUUGAAUAACUCUCCUCUUUAACAGGUACCGAUACCCCUCUCAAUGUAUCAUCAUCUAGAAUUUUAAGUUUCUACUAACCCCCCCCCCUCCUACCCUCCUCUGUCUACUGAGUUCUCCCUCCCCCUUGAUCCCUCUGGAAGCUAUGGAAAUUGAAAGCCACUUGAACAACUUAUGAGGGUUUUUAAAGUUGGUAAACAAUGAAGAUUUUUACAUACAAAUUGAAAGCCACUUGGUAGACUUUUGAGAGCUUUACAGUAACUAAACAAUAAUAAUCUUUGUAUACAUGCACAUCAUUGCUUUCUAUCACCUCUCAAUUUUUUCAGGGUUCACUUUCAUCAAGUGCAGUUGGCUCCAUUGUUGGUUUGCAGUCAGAAGAGAUCUCUCAGAUUGCCUCAGAGUAUGCUGAAAGGGUAUGUGCAUUCAACUAUUCUAAAAUUUUCAUUUGAGAGCCAAAAGUAAUCAGGAUUGCUUUGGUUCUGUUUGCUGCCCCUCCUAACUGGGUCAGAAAGAUCAUGCCACCCUUACAGUCAGUUACACUAUAGAGUAAAAGUGAAAACAAACACGGCUUGUUUGUUGGUGAAUUCCUUAGCUUAAGGCCAUUUAUUUCACCAUGAGUUCUUUAGCUUCUUGUGAUAUCUUUUAUUUAUUUGUUCUUUUUUUUUACGGUUCAUCUCUGUGUUUCCUUUGGUGUUGAGUUUACAACAAGUGAUCAAAAAGCACUUCAAAACAUGCUCCCAUUUAUCAAGCCAGGUUUGUUUUAGAAACACAAAGAGUAAAGUCCUCUUAAAUUCCAGAAACUGAAACAAAAGUACAAAUUCUUAUACAUUUGUAUUUUCAGGUGAGACGUUCAGGUAAAAGAUGUGUCUCAUUUUAUUAAAGAUAAGCUUCUAAUUUGUGUGUAAAACUUCAAUAUUCAGCAAGCAGAGCUACAAGAGGACAUGGAAGCCAGAGGUGAGCGAAUGGGAGGAGUACAGGCUCACAAAAGAAUGGUAGCAUCACUUGAGAAACAGAUUGCUGUACAGGAAAAGAAACUUGAACAGGCAAGUGUGUUUUGUUAGAUUAUGUGUCUGUUUGUUAAAGUAUUUCUAAAUUCCUGUUAUUUUUAUUCCAGGUACAAGAGAAACAUAACAAACUGCAAGAAAAUUUGUCUGAAGCAGAGGAACAGCUUUCACAGGUAAGUUAAAUGCAUAAAAUUGUUAAAAUUUAUCUGAGCUCAAUGGAGUUUCUGCCAAGGUGUACGUCAAUCACUCGAUAACCAACCGCUGGUGAGGAAAUGAGCCUGCGCUACUGUCCUCAAGAGCGGCGAGCAUUGACCCCUUUAAUACCAGCAGUGAUCACCGAGGAAUUUUCCUUUCAAUGACAAUACUUCUAAGACAGAAAGGUGACGAGAAGAAAGAAUUAUUAAAACUAAGGUAAAGUGUUUGAUUGAACAUUAAAUUUUAAGAGUUAUGAUAGUAAGAAAUGUAUGAGAGAGAGUGCACAGAAGUGAUUUUUAGAUCUUAGAGGUGAAAGGGUUAAGUAAUGACAUUUCCUGCUGUUUUGUAGGAUGUAGCUCGUGGAGAGAGAAUUAGCGAGGAAAUGGAGAAGUUCAAUCAGAUGGAAAGUGGAGAAAAUGCAAGGUAUUCUAUAUUUUCAAGUAGUGGUACUGUCCACACGAUGAGUUAUCUAGUAAAAAGCAUUUUCGAUUACCCUAACACUUGUUCAUGCGUUGUUGUUUUUUUUUUUUUCAGCAUUCUUCAGAAGCUUCGUUCCAUUGUUGCCAUGAAUGAGAAUCUGAAGAAACAAGAGCAGCAAUUCAGGGCGCACUGUAAGGUAAAGCGGGUUAAAUGCACAGACACUUUCUUUAAACUAAUUUUUUAUAACCAUCAUUUCCUAUUACUAUAUCUCGGAUUCCAAUUUCAUGUCUCUGAUUGGCUUUCAGUGGUCUGUCUUACAGCUUAAUUUCGUGCAGAACCAACGAGCAGUCACAGACCUCAUUACGGUUACGUUAUUAACAUAAAACUUUUUUAAGAAGAAUUUAUUUUGUCUCUUGAAGGUGUUUACGAUAAAAUCGCUGAAAUCUGUCGCUAGACAUUCAGUUGGAAGAGCACUGUGUGAUUGAUUGUUUUUAAAGCAACUCUAGCUAUCGCUGCAGUCAAUCAGAUUGUAAGGUGUAAAUCACAAAUGGCUUCUGACACCCGAAAGGAAAAUGUUAAUUUUUACAUCUUUUCACAAAGUUGCCAUGUCUGAGAACUACCAGUUUUUUUUUAAAUUGUGUUUAAUGUGUCACUAUCAUUUCGUUUGUUUCAGGAGGAAAUGGUUCGCUUGCAGAACAAUUUGGAAAAACUUAAAUCUCAAGGAUCUGAAGAUGAUAUCGAAGAGAAGGUACUGUUGGUAAAGCAAGUAAAGCAAGGAACGAAUUGUGUAAGGACCUCAUCUAUGUCUUCUCUCUUUUUCAGGAAAGAUUGGAGCUGAUCAGCAAACAAUACGAGGCUGAUAAAGCAAAGUUGGAAAAAAUAAGGCUUUUGCUGGUAAUGGUUUUAAACAUCUUGAUGGUGUAUGAGUGUUUCCUUGACCUAGUCCUCCAUUUACUUGAAAAAUGCACAGGAGAAGCGUGGAAUCACGCGUGAUCUGCGCGUGGAACACGCUUGGGGUCGUGCGCGGGAUAACGCGCGGAAUAUUGACACCUAAAUCUUCGGGAAAAAUUCUACAUAUGGAGAGCUUCUUCGUGGGCCAUAACGUUUCUUCCCCUUGAGUUUUUUUUCCUGUUGUUUAUUCGACGCUGUUUUUGUUCUUCAGGCUCGAAAGAACCGUGAAAUAUCUUCGCUUCAGAGGAAGAUUGACGAGGUGCCUUCUCGUGCAGAGCUGACUCAGUAUCAGAGAAGAUUUGUGGAACUCUACAAUCACGGUACAUAGUGCAUUAUCUGUCAAUUAACGUGGCGCGGCCGAGAGCAACUGUUACAUCAUGAGUGCUCUCCAAAAUGGCCAGUGGCUUUGUAUCUCAAUGAACGCUGAAAACACAAACCAUAUUCUAUAAUGAUUCAACGCGGAGGUUUAAAUGUUUUAUGAAGAGAAAUUCCCUCUGCCGUGCUGCUAUGGGUGCGCGCUCCAACACAGCGUCAAACGUCUGCGCCUGUGCGAACGUUGUCAUGACUAGGUGGCGUGUUCGUGGUGUGCUUUCAGGCUGUGAGAACCAAGUUGCCACACACGAGCUACAAACAGCCACACAAUCCAGUAAAUACCAUUGUAUGACUUGUUUGACAAAGCUCAAAACAGAAUGGUAAAUCAACAAGCUACCCGUUCUUGAAAAACCUUUGUGUUCAAAAACUCGCAAGUUUUCCUUUUCCCGACUUUUUUUUCCUUUUACGAUUUCUCCGAACGUUUCAAUUUUCUUUCGUCCUUUUUGGGGAGACAGCGGUAGUUUCUUAUGUUUUCCUUUCAAAUUUUUCGCGGGAAGUUGGCAUGCGGCUGGCCGAAACUGUUCCCCUCGCUCAUGCCCAACGUUUGACCGUUGUGUAUGAACUUACUGGCUGUGUUCUUUGUGUUACCUGCAAUCUAAUAUACUGUGAUACAGGUAAUAUGAUAACGAUGUUCCUUACUUAUUCCUAGUGGCUGGAACUCAUAAGGAAACGAAGCAGUUUUUCACUCUUUACAACACUUUGGAUGACACGAAGCUGUACUUGGGGAAGGAGGUUAGAAGUGUUAACUUACUUUGUUUUGCUCCCCAUCCACCCCUCCCCUGUGCCUCGUGUGCCACUUCAUUCUUAUUACAUUUUGACGUCAAUCGUUAUCUUUUACGCAGUAUAUAUAUGCAGUAUUAUCAUUAUCUGAGGUUUUCGUAUACUUCAUUCACAGUGAUGGAGAGUUUAAAGUUUUUUUUAAUCUCUUUUUUUCUACAGGUUAACUUGCUUAACUCCAUCCAUGACACCUUUGAACAGUAAGAUCUCUGUCAUUUCAAUAAGUUUUUAUCAAUUAGAAUUGUAUAUCCAUUUUCUAACCAGAAUGUUACCUAACUUGUUUGCGCUCCUACGAAGGGCUAACGCUCGAAACGUCAGCCUUUAAACUCUUUACGGUGGUCAAUUUACGUUUUCAACUCAGUUGUUAACACUUGUACUCUCCCACCGACGCAGCACCACAGUUUCUCAAGAAACUUACCAACUUUAUUCAUUUGUGCUUCUAACAAUUGGUUUGUUUUUCUAACGCACCAACGGAACUAAAAUUAGUUAGUCACAUUCAUACACUCUUCAAACAGCCUAAGAAAUUUUAUUUUGAUAUGCUAUUUCCCUUUUUUUUUUCAGAGGUAUGUCAUCUCCUAUGAACAAGGAACAGUUCCUGAAGCAGUUUGACAAAAUCGUGACGGGAAUUGUGGACAACAAACAAAGGGUACGAGAUGCUUAAGAGUUAAGCGAAUUACAUUCCCAAGGAACGCAAAGCGCUUUAAACCAAAUACACGAGAUAGUCUAUAACAUGUUUAAAUCGUUAUGUUAUCUUGACCGUCUCAAUAAUUCUGCACCAUUAUUUCCCGAGCUUCCCGCUGGGGUUGUGCGGUUUCCUACGUUUGUUGCUGUUACCUGUUUUCCCGUCAAUUUCUCUUUUGAGUUGUGUUCCCAAUCUGAGCAAUCAUAUAUCUUUGUUUCAGAUUGAGAAGAAGAAAGCUGUUGAGAAACAGCGUAGAGACGCCUUGAAUCAAAAAUAUCUAGAGAUAGUGGAGCAAGAGAGAUUGUACUUCAAAACAGUUAAAGAUUUUACGGAGGUAGGCAUUGGCGUGGUUCCACUGUGUUUUGUUUUCGCGCGAUUUAAUUUUAAAAAGACGCUUGCGUUUUAAGCGCGGGAAAAUUGGCACGUGAACCAAUUACGAUUGGUUUUGGGAAUACAACGGUCAAACGUUGAGCAUGCGUAGCUGUUUCAAUUUUUCCCAACCGUGCGCCACGCGCAAAUAUUGCAGGAAAACAGAAACCACUGUUUCUCACAAACUUCACGAUAGAAAUUAAAGACUUACAGAAAUCUGUAAAAGAAAACAAAGGUUUCCUGUUACUUAAUAUUUUGUUUUGAGCUGUGCUUAAAAAGGUUCCUAAACACCGUGUCUCGCUGGCUUGUGCGCAUGUUUCCAACCGCUUUCAGACAACUUGGUUGUGACAGCCUUAGAGCACUAUGUUCGCCCGCUAUUUUGGCUCUCUUGUAGCUAUGUCAACUUCUGCUCAUGCGCAUUCAUUUGACCGCUGUGUACGUUUUAGAUUUGUGCCUAGUUGAGGAAAACCACAACAUUUCUUGUCAGCUCAUUGAGCUAAGCUAGCGUUGUAUAAAUGAUGCAAAUUGUCUUGAUCGAUUUUUGCGUCUUUUUUUACUUGUAGGAAUGUCGCAAGAAUGAGGUCCUCUUAUCCAAGUUCAAAAGUCUUCAGAUUUCUUAG
Molecule: messenger RNA, 9259 nt
Organism: Pocillopora meandrina
Lineage: Eukaryota; Metazoa; Cnidaria; Anthozoa; Scleractinia; Pocilloporidae
Source: the annotation of a GenBank genome assembly